Molecule: messenger RNA, 1983 nt
Organism: Sinocyclocheilus anshuiensis
Lineage: Eukaryota; Metazoa; Chordata; Actinopteri; Cypriniformes; Cyprinidae
Product: flotillin-2-like
Exons: 13
Coding region: 204-1871 (555 amino acids)
Biological process (GO): regulation of myoblast differentiation; protein localization to plasma membrane
Cellular component (GO): cytoplasmic vesicle; flotillin complex; plasma membrane
Molecular function (GO): protease binding
Source: RefSeq, a predicted model, not a curated record
ACACCACAGCCAUACAGUAUCACGUAUGUUACCACCCUUCCUUCCUGUGGCGGUGGGCAGGGUCGCCUGUGUUGACAAACAUUUAUUCUCUCACUAGGGCGGAGAUUUUUUCAUUUUGCGAGUCAAAAAGCUGCUAAAUAAACGCUUUAUUAAAUAUAUAGGAAUACACACGAAAGGAUUAUUGUUUGGUAUUAAAUGCAAGUAUGGGUUGCUGCCUGACUGUUGGACCAAAUGAAGCGCUCGUUGUGUCAGGUGCCUGUUGUGGGUCAGACGCAAAGACAUAUGUGGUGGGAGGCUGGGCAUGGGCAUGGUGGCUUAUAUCAGACACACAGAGAAUUACACUAGAGAUUAUGACACUACAGCCUAAGUGUGAAGACGUGGAGACAGCGGAGGGAGUCGCUAUUACAGUUACAGGAGUUGCUCAAGUCAAGGUUAUGACUGACAAAGACUUGCUGGCUGUUGCCUGUGAGCAGUUUCUGGGAAAGUCUGUCAUGGAAAUCAAGGCUGUGGUCCUGCAAACCCUGGAGGGACAUUUGCGUUCUAUCUUAGGCACUUUGACAGUGGAGCAGAUCUACCAGGACAGAGAUGAGUUCGCUCGGCUGGUGAGGGAGGUGGCAGCUCCUGAUGUGGGCCGGAUGGGCAUUGAGAUCCUCAGCUUCACCAUAAAAGAUGUCUAUGAUAAGCUGGACUACCUGAGCUCUCUUGGAAAAACUCAGACAGCGGCUGUACAAAGGGACGCUGACAUCGGAGUGGCGGAGGCAGAGAGGGAUGCUGGGAUUAGAGAAGCUGAGUGCAAGAAAGAAAUGAUGGAUGUGAAGUUCUUGGCCGACACUAAAAUGGCCGACUCCAAGCGAGAGCUGGAGCUGCAGAAAGCUGCUUUCAAUCAAGAAGUGAACACUAAGAAAGCAGAGUCUCAGCUGGCCUAUGAACUACAGGCAGCUAAAGAGCAGCAGAAGAUCAGAUUGGAGGAGAUCGAAAUCGAGGUUGUGCAGAGGAAAAAGCAGAUCUCCAUUGAGGAGAAAGAAAUUGAGAGGACAGAGAAGGAGCUGAUUGCGACGGUCAAGCGUCCUGCUGAAGACACAAUUUGUAUGUCCUCCAUGUGCUUGUAUGCAUGCCUGACAACGUCGGGGCAUGCUCCUAAUGAGACGACGGAUGGUGUCCUGGGGUGUUUCCUCCCAGAUCUGGACCAGGGCAUCACUGAGCUCCUGGACAGUCUGAGGUGCAACCUGGCGGCGUCGGAUGGACCGAAACAUAAUGUCCCGUUGCCGGGCAGAACUGCCUGCAUACUCUCACCACAUGAGGCCGGGCAUUGUCGUGCACCAGGAGGAACCCAGCCAGGACCCACUGCACCAGCUGUCCAUCUGUGCUUCUCUUCUACUUUUAGAAUAAUGUUUCACAGAUGUGGCACAGAUGUUAAUCAUGUAUCCAUUAUGUAUCUGAGGAACAGAUCUGUGACACACACCAAGAUGAAUUGUGCUAUAUUCGUGACACUGAACAGGUUGAAGAAAGUGCUGAUUGCUCAGGCUGAGGCAGAGAAGAUCAGGAAGGUCGGAGAGGCGGAGGCCAUCUCUAUCUCAUCCGUGGGGAAGGCCGAGGCUGAGAGAAUGAGGCUGAAGGCAGAGGCCUACCAGCAGUACGGAGAGGCCGCCAAGACUGCGCUCGUCCUGGAAGCACUUCCCAAGAUCGCUGGAAAGGUAGCAGCUCCUCUGGCCAGGACCAAUGAGAUUGUUAUUCUGAGUGGGGAUGGCAGCCGCGUGACCGGGGAGGUGAACCGUCUCCUCGCUGAGCUGCCUGUGUCUGUUAAUGCACUCACGGGUGUGGACCUGUCCAAGAUCCCUCUGUUGCAGAAGAUGACAGGUGCUCAAGCAUGAAGUCAAUCAGUUGCAUCUCCUCCAUGAUAUGUUGUAUGCACUCACAGAAACUGCCUUUAGAAGACUUGGAAAUCUUUUUUUUUUUUUUUUUUUUAUUAAAAAAACAAAAACA